This is a messenger RNA of Symbiodinium necroappetens, 636 nucleotides long. The record is from the annotation of a GenBank genome assembly. Lineage: Eukaryota; Dinophyceae; Suessiales; Symbiodiniaceae.
AUGGUUUCCUGCGACAUCAGUGUGAACAAUGUCCUCGCAGUAGUGAAUUCCAGGCUGGUGGGUCACUACGUGCGGCUAGACGAUCGCGUUCGGACGUUGGGCCUUUGUAUCAAGGCCUGGGCCGCAGCUCGCCGAAUCAACGAUCGAAGUCGUGGGACGAUCUCAUCUUUUGCUUUGGUAUUGAUGCUGAUUCAUUUCCUUCAGCGUCGGGACCCACCGGUUCUACCCUCUUUGCAGGACAUUGCUUUCAGCCAGAAUGAGAAGCCGAAGUUUGUCAACGGUGUGGACUGCCGGUUCUGCACUGAUGCUGGCAAAAUCCGGGAGGAGUUGGCAUAUUUGCGAGGUGCACGCGCACCCAACGAGGAAGACGCAGCAACCUUGCUCCUCGAGUUUUUUCGCUACUUCGGGAAAGAUUACCGGAGCGGCAUCAUCCGAAUCCGGGACACUCGUUCGAUGCUGCCUCCUGGUGACGAGACCAAAUGCUUUUUGGUCGUGGACAACCCCUUCGAGGUCGGCAAAGAUGUGGCAAACAUUGAUGCCUCUCAGCAAAGUGCUCUCCGAAAGGAGUUCCGGCGAGCGUGGAGCUACCUAAAUCAGGGCCGGAGCUUCUCGGAUCUCUUGCGACAACCAGAUUGA